Messenger RNA from Leishmania mexicana MHOM/GT/2001/U1103, 1914 nucleotides. RefSeq lists its product as hypothetical. The record is from RefSeq and is a predicted model, not a curated record. The transcript has a single exon. NCBI's taxonomy places the organism in Eukaryota, Euglenozoa, Kinetoplastea, Trypanosomatida, Trypanosomatidae. The coding region runs from base 1 to 1914 and encodes 637 amino acids.
AUGCCAGACUACGGCCAGGUGCCAAGCUUGCUCAAGCGGCCUCUGCGCAUGCCACGGCGUCGUCUCAGCGCGCGUCGGCGACAGGCUUUUCUAGUCUUCGCCAUUCUAUGUCUGUGUGGGCUGCCUUUCAUGUAUUUCUUCUCGACCUCGUCGGCAAAGGUGCGUGGCGAGCUCCCUGAUUCGCGCGAAAAGCCGUGGAUCACCCCGAGUGAGAACUCGACGCGCUUCGCACAGAUCGUAGACGGCCGCACCCCGGGGACGGCGUGGCGCGAUCCUCGCUUCAACAUGAUUAUCUCCUUCUCCAAGUCUGGCGACGUUGUGCACGUGACUCCCACCAAUCACGUUCUCCACCGCCGAGCCAGUGAUGACAGCUCGAGUGCGUUCCGCAAGUGGGAAUCCAUCUACCAGCCUAGCGACAAGUACCGCAUCCCUGCCUGGGCCACGCCGGCGGACCGCGACACGCUUCAUCACGCGUCUAUCUUUACAUCCCUAGCCGCGUUCCGCGACCACGAGUGCGCGCUGACGCUGCGCAACCUCUUCGACAUGGCUGUUGCGCCGCACCGCCUGUACGUUGGCGUGAGCGAGGAGCGCAGCCCGUCAGACGCGAGCUGCCUCUCGAGCAUUGGGGUAGACGACCUGGCGAGCGGCGAGACGCGGCGGGUGCUGUACGGUGCGGAGGCGCCGCGCACGAUUGGGGUGGAGGUGCGUUCACUGACGUGGGCCAGCGUGGUCGCGCCGCGGCUGUUGCUGGACGUGGAUGCCGCGUUGAGCGUGCCCACCGGCAGUACUGCGGAAUAUGGCGCGCGACCUGCUGGCGUGUUUUUGCACCCGGCGCACGCAGGGGAGCGGGUGAUAUGCAUUGCCGGGGAGCUGGAGACGGCGCGUGACAGGUUGCUGUUAGCGGAGGACGACGCGAAGCAAGACAUGGAUGGCGGGUCUGUGUUCCGGCACGGGGGCGGGGGCCCCCAGCAGCAGCCGUCGCGCGCACUGGCCGGGUGCCGCGUGACGACGCGCGUGACAGAGCCCAGGUUUGCGCGCGGGCCGACGUUUGGGCGGUACAUCACGAGCCUGUUCUUCUUCGACCAGGACUACUACAUGGUGGUCGACAGCCACACGCGGUUCUCUGUGGACUGGGACAUGAAGCUGAUCACACGCGUUUUUCAGCUGCCGACGCGCGGCGUGCUGUCGCACUACCCGAACGGUUACCGCGAGGGGAACGACCGUGAGGAAUUCGACAGGACGAUCGUUAUGUUGAUGUGCACAGCGCAGGUGCUCCACAACGGGAUGCCGAAGCUCGGGGCGCGGUGGAUGAAGUUAUCGCCGCACCCGGUCCUGCAGGGUUUUGCUGCCGCGGGCUUUAUGUUUGGCGACGCGCAGUUCAUGCUGGACACGCCGUUCGACCCUUUCCUGCCAUACAUGUUCGACGGCGAGGAGGUGCUGUACUCUGCGCGGAUGUGGACUGCUGGCUGGGAUCUCUACGGACCUGGGCAGUCGGACGUGUUUCAUCACUACGGGCGGCCGAACACGCCGAAAUACUUUGGUGUCAUGACGCCGAAGGAGGCUGCGCGGCGUGUGCUGUCAGAGCAGCGGACGCUGUACAUGCUGCGGCGCGCGCACCCGUGGGUUGAGGAGCUUGUGCGCCGCGGCUACGUGAGCGCUAACGGGCAAACGACUCUGAAGCCGCUGCCGCCGAAGGAGGCGCCGGAGACGCGGCUUAUCGUGACGGACGAAGUGGCUGCUGAGACACGCGAGAUCAGCGUGUGGGCGAAAUAUUACGGGAUGGGCACAGAACGCUCUGUGUCGGCUUACUGGCAGCACACGGAGUUGUCGGACGAGUUCGUGAAGGCGAAGGACGAAGAAAACAGGUGGGUGGGCGGCGUUGGGUUGUGCGAAAAAGGCGGCGCCAUGGGGUGA